Molecule: messenger RNA, 222 nt
Organism: Pneumocystis jirovecii RU7
Lineage: Eukaryota; Fungi; Ascomycota; Pneumocystomycetes; Pneumocystales; Pneumocystaceae
Exons: 2
Coding region: 1-222 (73 amino acids)
Source: RefSeq, a predicted model, not a curated record
AUGCAAUCUGAAUGUAUAUUCUUGAAGAAAGUUUAUCCGAAUGAACUUAAAAAAAAUGAAUAUCAUGUAAAGAGACAAGACAGUUUGACAAUAGAAUUCCUUUUAAGAAUUUUCACUAACAAUUUAAAAACUGAAGAAGACUAUGAAAAAAUAAUUGAUAAAAAAUGUCUUAUAUUUAUGGAAGAAAGCAAUAAAUUUAGAAUAAAUAUGCAAUUACAUUAA